Carica papaya (papaya) is the source of this 827-nucleotide messenger RNA. Its product is annotated as germin-like protein 5-1. Lineage: Eukaryota; Viridiplantae; Streptophyta; Magnoliopsida; Brassicales; Caricaceae. Gene Ontology annotation, molecular function: manganese ion binding. The record is from RefSeq and is a predicted model, not a curated record.
CCAUGGCCACCAUUGUCAAUAUCUUUCUUGUUAGCUUUGUCGUGGCCUUGGUUCCCGUUCUUGCAGAUUAUGAUAUGCUUCAAGAUAUUUGUGUUGCCGAUCUUUCCUCCAGUGUGAAGAUCAAUGGCUAUCCAUGCAAGGACACAACAAGUGUAUCCGAGAAUGACUUUUUCUUCAACGGAUUGAUAAAACCAGGUUCGACGAACAACAGCAAGGGAUAUAUAGUGACUGGAGCCAAUGUUGAAAAAAUCCCAGGCCUCAACACCUUGGGUGUGUCAAUGUCCCGUAUUGACUACGCCCCUGGUGGGGUGAACCCGCCGCACACCCACCUACGUGCUAGUGAGAUUGUGUUCGUAUUGCAAGGUCAACUGCAAGUAGGGUUCAUCACUAGCGCCAACAAGUUAAUCUCAAAGACAAUCAAUGCAGGUGAAGUCUUUGUGUUCCCAAAAGGACUAGUGCAUUUCCAAGAAAAUCCACACAUUGUUCCGAAAAGAACCCGUGAGGCUCAUUGGGUACCCGAGUCCUAAAAAUUUGUGAAACCCAAAUAUAUUUGGCCUCCUCUUUUUCUUCCUACAAGUUUAAAAAAUAGGGAUCGACAUUGUUGAAGGCAAAAGACUGGAGCUUUUCCUUUCUCCUCCAAUGGUUUUGUGUUGGGGUUUUUAACUAACUGGAGUUUUGUGUUGGGUAUUUUGUGGCUUUCUGUUCUCUAAGUUGUUUGUGCUUGAUUAUUUCGAGCCAUGCUGAUGCUAUAUUGUUUUACGAUGGGAAUAAUUGUUGGAAACUACAUAUGAAAUGCAUGCAGAAAUUGGGUGCAUCUAUGGACCGGA